Molecule: messenger RNA, 7785 nt
Organism: Photinus pyralis (common eastern firefly)
Lineage: Eukaryota; Metazoa; Arthropoda; Insecta; Coleoptera; Lampyridae
Exons: 3
Coding region: 755-7402 (2215 amino acids)
Source: RefSeq, a predicted model, not a curated record
AUGAGGCAAGUAGUUCUACCUUACAAGGGGGACUUCUCGAAGUUGUAGAAGCAAGUCAAGGAAGCAAACUGUACCAAAGCUCAUUGCAAGGCUUUUGUGAUUGUCAUUGGAAAAAGGCAGGCUCAGAUCCUUCAGUAUAAGGAUCUCUGGCUGCAUAUGCAUUUGCAAAAAGUGCUUGUAAUCUAUACCUCAUCUUUCAUAUCUUAAAACUACUGCUCAGAUUUACAUAAAAAAAGAUCAUGCUCAAAAAGUGUAGUGUAUUGCAAGCCCUUUGUGUUGGUUCCUCAUUAUACCAUGUAUAAAUUGCUGAUCUAGAAUGCAGCCAUCCAAUCAAAAUUUUUGUGAAAGAAAAUAAUGAAAAUUAUUAAUAAAAAAUAUUACGUGUUUAAUCUCAAUGAAGCGCUGUACAAUUCUUUUGCGAUUACCAAGUCAGAAAUUCGAAGCGGCGCAUGUGGACUGUCUGGAAAUCCAAUUGUAGCUGUUUGUACACUUAUGGUCCACAAACAAUCAGAACCACGUGACCCACCAUUAUCAGUCCAUUUUCAAAAGUGCAAUGGAUGCGCUGCAACAGAAUAUUGCUUGAAACGGUGUUCUUCCGAAUAUUGCCUCGACUGUUCUUCGUGUUUAGAGCCUGAUGUUCCUUUUUAUAAUCUGAUCAAUCAACUGAUUCUUCAAGGAUCUCACAUUUUGACUGGCAGAAUUUUGUGCUAACGCGUAUGCCGUAUGACACGUGUCAAAAUUAUAGCUGUAGAAAAUGGGCAAAAUUAGUAAUACAUCCAAAUCCAUGGUUAAUUUAAACUCAUCAGAUUUAUUUAUAUAUUCGGUUAUAGACAAAUUAAUAUCAGCAAAAAAGAACGAAUGUGGCAAUGAAGGAAUUACUUUUUUAGGAUUGAUACAAUUGUCUGAAAAUCGCGUGGGAUAUAUAACUCCACUGCUCUGUAAAAAUUUAUUCGAAAAGCAUGAUGGAAUUAACUUGCGACGCUGUAAUUCGACUCUUUGCUUGAUUCGCGAAAUGUGCAGCAAAACGUUUGUCUGUAAUGACCCCAUAGCCGAAACUUCAGGGGAUAAUAGUGCCAUAAAAUUAGAAAAAACUGCGACAAUCAAAGACAAUGAUGUAGAAACCAGCAUACCUUCAAAUAAAACGAAGUACGCGUUGAGAGGGCAACUCACCAGUGGUGUAGCACCGACGGAUUUAAGGUCUUCAAUUUAUAACGGAGGGGGCCGUAGUGUUCCGAUUUAUAAGAAAAAAGAAAAAAUUACUGAAGAAAAUAAAGAAUGGAAAUUAUUUCAAAAGGGAACUCAGUGGAAGGCAGGCCCAGCUAAACCAGGAACACAUGAUACACUCAGUGUGAUAUUUAGUGGGGGUUCUUCUUUGGAGAGUAAUGGUUCGUUGCUAACUACUAAAAGACAGCCAACUCCGCCACCCACAUUAAUUAAGUCCUUUAUAAUUUCAAGAUCACUCUUGAAUGUCAACCGGAAUGACGUGGAUGAAAAUGUUGUUAGUCGUGAUAAUGGAGAAAUUCAUUUUCCAACGUAUGAAAAGAAAAAUACUACAAGCUCUUUGUGGACCAAUCAAACAAAUGAUAACUUUACUCGUGGCGCAAAAUUUACAACCCUCCCACGUCACAACUUGCCUGGUUUGGGGGUGUCCACAUCGAAUGCUUCAUCUUAUUGCGAUAAUUGGUCCAAUUCUGGUAGAUCUCAUGAUUCAAUGCCCGCCACUAGUAACGAAACCGAUACCUUUACACCCUUCGAAGACUACUUGAAAUCGAGCCAAACUCUAACAGGCAAUUCCUGCAGUAGCCAGUCGUUUAAUUUGGAUCGCGAAAACCAAAAGAUUUACAAUAAAUUGGAAAAUCUCGUAUACGAAUUGCGACAAAUGUUCGUGUACAGGCAGAGUCGGGAGUGUUGCUAUCCUCCUUUAAGUUAUCUUUGUAGACGCAAACGAUGGUGUAAUAGUAGAAGCCCCCAAAACGCAAAGCCGCAGAAACCGACGUCUUCAAACAAAACUGUACGUAUUGAAGAAAAGGAUAGCGUUGUUUACAUAAAUGUACCCGCCAACGGCCUUCCUUCAAGUUUUCUGGUAAUAUCUUCAGACGAUGACACCAAAAGCUGUAGCAAGUGCAAAGAAAGGCCCAGUAAACAGUUCGAUUCCCUUUACAAGUUGAUUGUAGAGGCACCGAAUGUAAGCGAGAAGUCUCAUAAGUCAAAGACCUGCAAGAACCAUUCGAAAUGUGAUGUCAUAACGGCUCAAAGCGAAUUAUCUUCACAGCCGCCCCAAAAAUCCCAUAAGAAACCCAGUAAAAUACCUUUAAAGAAAAAGUGUUCGUUCAAAUGUGCAUCACCUCAAUCAAAAAAAGCUUCACCAAUCCAAGCCAUUGCGUUGCCAAAAAACAACAAUAUUGGCACAUCCACUUGCAUUUUACCCCCGUUCAAUACCUUUUGCUGCUUCCGGCAUACUAACAGACCAAAUUGCAAUUGUUGUAAUAAUUGCAUUAAUUAUCCAAGGCAAGUCUGUGGUACUUGCUUACGCUUUACACCAAAACGAACAUCUGCGUUAACGAGUGUCCCGCAACAAACUCUUUAUAUGUAUAACGAAAAAAUAAAGAACACACGUUCUUCUCCACCGAAUGAUCUAAACGAAAACCCGCCCUUAAUUUCGGUCAAUUCAACUCCAAUAGAGACAUUCGCACAAACCUUUGAAAAAAACAAGAAAGACUCAUGUACGAAAUCUACUCAAACCGUUGAAACAGUGAAUGAAAAUGGUAAUUUUUCAAACACGCAAAGUAAUGGUAAACUUGCCGUUAGAAUUAACGAAACGAAAAGUGUGCUCGGUUCGGCAACUCCAAAGGUUAUUUCUUGGGAGGAUUCAGUAAGAGAAUCCACGACAGAUGAAAUUGAAGACGUUAAUUUUAAAGAUGUCCCCAGAAAAACUUUAAAAGAAUUCAUAUCAGCAAUACCCAAAAGCGACUUAGAAAAAGAUCCAAAAGAUGAAAACAUGAAAACAGAUGAUGGCCCGAGUAACGGAAGCAUUGACUAUGAAAAUGAUGCAUCUAUGAGAGAUUUGAGAUCGUCAAUCGAUAGGAGCAAUGGAAACCAAGGAUCGUGGGAGAAUGAGGGUCGGGAAAGUGAAAGUACAACAUAUUUGAAUAACGACCUCGUUCCUGCCUCGAUCUUAAACAACAACGAUAAAAGAGGGUCGAUGGAGAAGCAAACGAGUGCGAGUGAAACGCAGGAAGCUGGUAUACGCUAUUCCAAUAACGAGCCCAGUAAUUUAAAAAAUGUCCCUAGAGAAACAGAUUUUCGGUCCUCAUUCCGAAAGAGCAAUGCUGAUCGAGAUUCAUGGGAUAAUCGGGAAGGCGAGGUGAAGGAAGCUGACUACUCUAAUGAUGCCGGAACAAGUUUAAAAGAUGACUCAAUGCAAGCUUUGGGAGAUUUUUCAUUAUCAGUCGCAAAAAGGAAACUUAACCAAGAUUCAAUGGACUAUUCCGAUAGAGAAACUAUUAAUAUAGAUAUAGAAGAUGCAUCUAAGCAAACUUUGAGGGACUUUCGAUCCUCAAUGCGAAAGAGCAAUGCAGGUCGAGAUUCAUGGGACAAUCAGAAGAGUGAAGCGGAGAAAGAUGAUUGCGCCAAUAAUCCCGAGAUGAGCUUGAUGGAUGUCUCAAGACCAGGUUUGAGAGAUUUUACGUCAUCAACCGCAGAGAGCAACGUAAACGAAGAAUUAUGGGAAAACCUGGCUCGGAAAUCUGAAACCACAACCGGCGACCAUUUAAAGCAGGAGCCAACUAAUAUCUCGAGAGACUUUCAAUCUUCAGUCAGUAACAAUUUUAACCGAGGCUCUUUAGAGAAGCAGACAAAUACAACACAGGGAGGUGAUAGUAAGACAAUCGACUACUCCAGUGCCAAACCCAUUAAUUUAGAAAAUAUCUCGAGACAACGUUUGAGAAACAGUCGAUCUUCAAUGCGAAAGAGCAACGUUGGUCGAGAUGCAUGGCAUAAUCGAGAGAGUGAAACAAAGAAAGCCGAGUUCUCCAAUAGUUCAGAAACGAGUUUAAAACAUGCUUCAAAACAAGGUUUGACAGAUUUUAGGUCCUCAAUCGCAAAAAGCAACGUAAACCAAGGCUCAUGGGAAACCCAGGCCCAGGAGAAUGUAACCACAGCAGUAGACGAACCCAUUAAAGUGAAAGAUACCUCGCGACAAACUUUGAAGGACUUUCGGUCCUCAAUUCGGAAGAGCAACGUUGGCCAAGAUUCAUGGGAUCGGAAAAGUGAAGUAAACGAAGCUGACUGCUCCAAUAAUUCAAAAACCGUUUUAAAAGAUGCCUCAAGGCAAUCUUUAAGAGAUUUAAGGUCAUCAAUUGCAAAGAGCAAGAAUAACCGAGGAUCGGUAAAAAAGCAAAUGAGCAAAAUACAAGAAAAUGAUAGCGAAACAAUUGACUACUCAAAUAAUGAACCCAUUAAUUUAGAAGAUGCUUCUAGACAAACUAUGGGAAACAUUCGAUUCUCAAUUCGAAAGAGCAACGCUGGCCAAGAUUCAUGGCACAAUCGAGAGAAUGAAGCUAAAGAAGCUGACUGUUCCAAUAAAUCAGAAACCAAUUUAAAAGAUGCCUCAAGACAAUAUUUAAGAGAUAUAAGGUCGUCAAUUGCAAAUAGCAAGAUAAACCGAGGUUUAGUGAAAAGACAAAUGAGUGUAGCACAGGAAAAUGAUACCGAAACAAUUGACUACUCUAACAACGAACCCAUUCAUUUAGAAGAAAGUUUGGGAAACGUUCGAUUCUCAAUCCGAAAGAGCAACGUUAGCCCAGAUUCAUUGCACAAUCGAGCGAAUGAAGCAAAAGAAACUGACUGUUCCAAUAAAUCGGAAACAAAUUCAAAAGAUGCCGCAAGACAAUCUUUAAGAGAUUUAAAGUCAUCAAAGGGUAAUAUAAACCGAGGCUCGGUGAAAAGGCAAAUGAGUGGAGUACAGGAAAAUGAUAGCAAAACAAUUGACUACUUCAAUAACAACCCCAUUAAUUUAGAAGACGCCUCCAGGCAAACUUUGGUAACCAUUCGGUCUUCAAUCCGAGAGAGCAACGUUGGCCGAGAUUCACGGGAUAAUGGAGAGAAUGAAGCAAAGGAAACUGACUGCUCCAAUUAUUCAGAAACCAGUUUAAAAGAUACCUCAAAGCAAUCUUUAAGGUCAUCAGUUUCAAAGAGCAAUCGAGGCUCUGUGAAAAGGCAAAUGAGUGGAGCACAAGAAAAUGGUUGCGAAACAACUAACUACUCCAAUAACGAACCCAUUAACUUAGAAGAGGCCUCCAAGCAAACUUUGAGAAAUAUUCGGUUCUCAAUCCGAAAAAGCAACGUUGGCCGAGAUUCAUUGGAAAACAAGGCGCCGGAGAAUGUAACCACGGCAGUGGAUGAACACAUUUCUGUGAAAAAUGCCUCACGACAAUCUUUGAGAAACAUUCGGUUCUCAUUCCGAAAAAGCAACGAUGGCCGAGAUUCACGGGAUAAUCGACCGAGUGAAGCAAAGGAAGCUGACUGCUCCAGUAAUUCAGAAACUAAUUUAAAAGACGUCUCAAGACACUCUUUAAGAGAGUUAAGGUCCUCAAUUGCAAAGAGCAAGAUUAACCGAGGCUCGGUGAAAAAGCGAAUGAGUGAAGCACAGGAAACUGAUAGCGAAACAAUUGAUUACCCCAAUAACGAACCCUUUAAUUUGGAAGAUGCCUCUCGGGAAACUUUAAAAAACAUUAGGUUCUCAAUCCGAAAUGGCAACACCGACCGAGAUUCAUGGGACAAUCGAGAGAGUGAAGCAAAUGAAGCUGACAGUUCCAAUAAAUCAGAAACGAGUUUAAAAAGUGUCUCAGGACAAAGUUUGAGAGAUGCCUCGCGACAAACUUGGAGAGACUUUCGGUCCUCAAUCCGAAAGAGCAACGUUGGUAAAAAUUCAUUGGACAAUCGGGAAAGUGAGGCAACGGAAGUUGACAGCUCCAAUUUCUCAAGAAAAUCUUUGAGAGAUUUUAAGCCAUCGCUCUCAAAAAGCACCAUUAGCCGAGAUUCAAUGCACGGUCAAAUGCAUGGGGCACAGGAAACAACCGACUAUUCCAAUAACGAGCCAAGUAAUUUAAAAGAUUCCCCUCGGCAAACUUUGAGAAUUAUUCGGUCCUCAAUCCGAAAAAGCAACGUUAGUCGAGAUUCAUGGGAGAAUCGUGAGCGUGAAGCAAAAAAAGCUGACUGUUCUAAUGGUGCAGAAACAAGUUUAAAAGAUGCCCCAAAUCAAAAUUUGAGAGAUUUGAGAUCCUCAAUCGCAAAGAACAACGUGAACCAAGGUGCAUGGGAAAACCAAGCACAGGAGAAGUUACCAACAGCAAUGGUCGAGCCCACUAAUGUGAAAGACGCUUCGCGACGAACAUUUAAAUGUUUGCGAAGAAGCACUCUUAAAGGAGACUCAUGGAACGAACCGAUAAAAAUUGCCUGUCCCAAUAAUGAAAAAAAUAACAUAGAAACUAUCUCGAGACAAAGUUUAAGAAAUAUUAGAUCAUCAAUGCCAAAGAGCAAAUCUAUCCAAGAUUUGUCGGAUAAGAACCCCAAAGAUCCAAAUCGAAGUGAAAGUAAAUCAAUUAACAGCUCAAUGUCGAAGCAAACCUUAAAAUCAUUAAUCCCUAAGAGCAGCGUUACUCAACACUCACAGUUCAAAGACACAAUUGCAAAGGGCCAUGUCCAAGAAUCCUUGCCAAAGGUACACAGAGAUUUAUUAACGGCAAGUGAGAGAAAAACAAAUAAUCGCUCGGGAAAAGAAACGAUACACCUGAAAGAAGUAUCGGGACACACUUCAAUACCUUGCCCUGCAAAGAAGUUACAGAAUCUUAGUCGCCAAACUGAGAAACAUCUUGCAGUUGCUGCAUGUUCGACCACCAUGCCAAGCCCCAAAAUCUCUGCAUCCUUACAUUCCUGGAGGAACGGCUCCCGUAAAAUUGUGGGUAAUGGCCCGUCCAAGUCGCAAAGCUUAGUUUACGUUCACACUGAUCGGGAGUUAAAGGAUUGGUUGCCUAGUAAUGUAGACAAUUUUAUUAAAACAUGGUCGAAGAUCGAUGAUGUUAACGAUGACGUUGUAGCGGAUCUUACGAGAAAGAUGGACGAGUUGGAGCAGGCGUAUGAUAUUUUACUACGCGUUCCGGAGAAACGAGCCAAUUCAAAGCAGCAUAGUCAUAGGCGAAGCGAUGGUUCAAAAAAACCUGAAUACUGCGGGGGUUGUUCUACGUCAUGUACGAGCGGCCAUAAGAGAAAACAUAAAAGUGACCAGAUGAGUAAACAAAAGGAAAAGAUAAUGAAAGAUGUUGCUAAAGGUGUUGAAGUAGUUCUAAAUAGUGUUAAGGAAUUUAAAAAGCUAAUGACUAGAAGUCGUUCGAAAGAAAUGUAGUGUGAGUACGUUGGUACUUUUGUCUUGUAGCCAGAGGCAAAUUAAAGCUUAUUCUUCUUACAGCAUUUAACAUUAUAGACUUGGUCUAGAAAUUCAUAAAAAGUAGUGCGUCUGAGUCGUGUUUUAUCGUAAACUGUACUCAUAAAAAGUUGUUUCUGCCACUUAUAGGGGUCACGCCGGGGAUUACAAUGGGAACCCAUAUUUAUUUUUAAUAAAGAAUUGUACUUUACCAAAAUUUAUAUUGAUUUAUUCUAUUAAUCCCGGUUGCUAUUAUUUAGUCUUCGUACUAGGAUAUAACCUCAGAACAAGUUAUUUCUUGCCCUGAGGUUAUGACUACUAGUGGUACGCGUACCAUAAUUUAAGAACCGCUGAUAUAGAUGUAG